GGAGGGAGGAGGCACCGGGCUGGAGCCGCUCUCACUGCAGUGAUUCUCCGGCUGCUGGAGGAAACUGUCCCGCUGCCGCCCGGUGCCGCUCCGCCAUGACCCCCGAGGACUCCCGGAGCUCUGUGGCCGCCUAGAGAGGCGCAGGAGGCGGACAGGAGCGGGACGAGGCUCCGCUGUCUGACCGGAUCCGGUGGAGGAUCAGAGAAGUUCGGGUUUCCUCCGUUCUCUCAUCUCCUCUCUGUCGGUUCCUCUCGUGCACGUGAGCAGAACCCGUCCGCCAGGUGAAUCCGGGUCACCUGCUCCCGAGUCCAGGUGAGAUGAACCGGCAGCAGCGGCUCCUCGGUCCGACCCUGACGCCGGUGCUGGACGGAUCAGAGAGCGGGGCAGGUGUCGGGAUGAUGUCCUGAACUCACACACCGACAGCCGGAUCAGAUCAGAACCGUUCCCCCCUCCCCCUGCUGCUGCUGCCCCCUCACCUCCCCGCGUCCAGGUGAGUCCUGGUCCCACCUGAGCUCCGCCAUGAGACGCUCCAGCACCGACGAGACUCCGUACCGGCGCAGUCCGUCCCUGGACAGCAAACCGGACACGCCGCCGUUUACCUCCGGCUUCCACCGAUUCAGCGGCGAGUUCGAGUACAAGCGGCCGCCGUUCGCGUUCGGUUUCCACACGACCAAAGGUCCGCAGACGUCCACGGGGCGCUGCGCUCCCGGGAAGAAGUACGUGGUGUUUUACCUGGACCUGUCCUUCAUCUUCCUCCUAGAGCUGCGGCGCUGCAGGAUGGCGGAGGGCUGCAUGAUGGCUCUGAGGUACGGGAUGGUCUUCUUCAACCUGCUCUUCUGGCUGGGAGGAUGUGGGAUCCUCGGCGUGGGCGUCUGGCUCUCGGUGACUCAGGGAAACUUCGCCACCCUGUCGGCGUCGCUGCCGUCGCUGUCGGCCGCCAACCUGCUGAUCGCCGUGGGAACCAUCAUCAUGGUGAUCGGCUGUCUGGGAUGCGUCGGCGCCGUCAAGGAGAGCCGGCCUCUGCUGCUCACCUUCUUCAUCCUCCUCCUGCUCAUCUUCUUCCUGGAGAUCCUGUCAAUCAUGCUGUUCUUCAUCUACCAGGACGAGAUCGAUCAGUACGCUCAGACAGAUCUGAAGAAAGGUCUGCAGCUGUUCGGCACCGAAGGAAACGUUGGAUUAACCAACGCCUGGAUGAUCGUCCAGACCGACUUUCGCUGCUGUGGCGUCACAAACCACACGGACUGGUUCGAGGUCUACAACGCCACCCGGGUUCCAGACUCCUGCUGCCUGGAGUACAGCGACAACUGUGGCCUGGACAACCCUGGGACCUGGUGGACGGCGCCGUGCUAUGAGCGGGUGAAGGACUGGCUGAAUGAGAACCUGGUGGCUCUGUGGAUCUUCGCUCUCUGCACAGCUCUCACUCAGAUCCUGGGUCUGGUCUUCUCCAUGACGAUGUUCUGUCAGGCAGUGAAAGUGGAAACCUUCUACGCUUAGCGUCGACCUUCACUGGGAUCAGGACUGGAAUAGAUUCCUCCUUCACAGACUCUUUGGAUCACGUUUUUCCUGCUAACUAUCAGCAGCACAGUGUCGGCUCGGUGUACUUCCUGGGUUCCUUUGGUUUGCUCUAUGUUUUAAACGCUAAUUUUUUCUGUGAUACAUUUUUCUCAGCCAGUAUUAUGAACAUGUAUAAACAAAAGAAGAAGAAGAAAAGCCUCAGUGUAACCUCCCCCACCUUUUUUAAUAUGUGUUUUAAAUUAUUUUACGGUUUGUAUGUGUUUAUGAAAAUGAGCUCCAGAAACGUGCACUGUGUGAAGUGCUGCAAGUGCAUGACUCCUGCCAUGAAGUGUAUUAAAUGUUCGGCUCGACUA
Messenger RNA from Amphiprion ocellaris (clown anemonefish), 1868 nucleotides. It is a transcript of the gene tspan4a, whose product is annotated as tetraspanin 4a. The record is from RefSeq and is a predicted model, not a curated record. Bases 520 to 1494 code for a protein of 324 amino acids. Gene Ontology annotation, cellular component: membrane. The transcript has 7 exons. Lineage: Eukaryota; Metazoa; Chordata; Actinopteri; Pomacentridae.